Molecule: messenger RNA, 5722 nt
Organism: Astyanax mexicanus (Mexican tetra)
Lineage: Eukaryota; Metazoa; Chordata; Actinopteri; Characiformes; Acestrorhamphidae
Product: serine/arginine-rich splicing factor 7
Exons: 10
Coding region: 185-877 (230 amino acids)
Biological process (GO): mRNA splicing, via spliceosome
Cellular component (GO): cytoplasm; nucleoplasm; ASAP complex
Molecular function (GO): zinc ion binding; RNA binding
Source: RefSeq, a predicted model, not a curated record
CUUCCUGCUGUCAGACUGAUCCUCCCUCUGAGCUUCGGAGAGAGCGGAUAGCGCUAUCCAGCUCCUUUGUGUCUGAUGUCUGUUAUUAAUCUAAAAAACAUCGCGCUAUUUUAUUUACAGUGCGCUGUUUAAUGAAGCUACGGAACACUGGAUAUAAUAAUAAAGUAAAGAGAUAAGGUGAGGGAUGUCCUACUAUUCCUCCUCAUCAUCUCGCGGCUCGUCCCGCAACUCGGAAUGCAAAGUGUACGUUGGAGAUUUGGGCAGUGGAGCUGCUAAAGCUGAGCUGGAGAGAGCUUUCAGCUACUACGGCCCUCUGCGCAGUGUCUGGGUGGCAAGGAACCCACCUGGUUUUGCCUUUGUGGAGUAUGAAGAUGCCCGGGAUGCAGAGGAUUCUGUGAAAGGAAUGGAUGGAAAGGUUCUCUGUGGAUCUCGGAUUCGCGUCGAGCUGUCCACCGGCAUGUCCCGGAAAAGCCGAUUUGGUCGACCCAACCGCCGCCAGUUUGACCCAAAUGAUCGCUGCUAUCAGUGCGGAGACAGAGGACACUACGCUUAUGACUGUUACCGCUUCAGCAAAAGGGGGCGUCGUAGCAGGUCUCGAUCUCGCUCUCGAUCCAGGUCCAGGUCCAGGGGACGACGCAACCGCUCACGCUCCCGAAGCCGCAGCAAUGAACGGAGAUACCAUUCUCCAUCUUAUUCAAAACGCAGGAGCAGGUCUGGUACUCCAGCCCGCUCCAAGUCCAGGACUCCUGUUCGGAGUCGGUCUCGGUCUCGCUCUCGGUCCAGAUCUUUCUCGCGAUCUCGCUCUCGAUCCAGGUCUCGCACACCCAACGCUAAGAGGGACAGAUUCAGCCUCAUGUUGGUUAGCUACAGAGGGUGACCGAGAUCGCAAAUCUCCAAAAAAAAAUGUCAUGAUCAGACAGCGGUGACCAAUUGCUGCAGGCUGUUCUUGUUUUUCUCUAAAGAGUGUGGGAGUCGACGGCUCAAGCACUGACCAGGGUUCAUCCUUGCCAUGUUAAACGUCCUCCAGGAGGGUGACAAAAGAGCUAACCUGAGAUCAGCCUCCGCCACGGUGAUUUAGAGAUCGUCCGACGCACAGUUCUGACAAGACACCUCCUGCGCGUACACAAACAGUUGUUCCACCCACCCCACUCCUAUCCCGAACCUAUGCACUACUACUACUACUACUACAGCAGACCAGAAUGCCCCCCUUCCCUCCAAAGCUCCGCCUUCUUGCUUAGCUUCUGAGAAGGGUUGUGAGAGAGAGAGAGGAGAGAGAACUGGCGAGAGAUCAGACUUCAAGACCCUCCGAGUGUGUCUUCGAGUUCUAGCAUCCGUCGCUUCUCUGUAUGUUGUUUCCGCCACUGUCUCCUAAAGGUAACCAAAACCCAAGAGUUAAUGUCCUUCUUGAUAUGAGCCCUGGUUUACAGUAAAAUCCAGAUUCUUUUGUAAACAUUUGCUUUAUGCAGUGUGUGUAGAGCAUGCACUGAUUAACACCGCUGUGAAUGAGUGAGUGAAUAAUUGAAAAGGCCUCCAUUUCAACAUUGUUUUUAACAUGCUCUUGUCGACUUGUCCCCUUAAUUUUCUCCUUUUUUUAUUCUAAAUACCAUUUUAAAGAGCAUGAUUGAUCACUGACCCCUGAUUGAUUUGAUUAGCUAAAACUUGAUUUCUGAUCUCAUCAGUAAAAAUGUAAUGUUAGGUAAGAGAGAGUGAAACUCCAUGUAAAUAAAUUGUAAAAGUUUUUAUUAAAGAUACAGUAUUGUUACCAUUCAAAAAUUCAUAGCUAAUAAUAGAGUUUCUAACAGUAAGAAAUUUGCAUUAUAGAGAUUGAAUUUUGGAUAUAGUCCAGUAAAAUUCUGUCAACUGUAUCCUGAUAGAAUUUAUUCAGCUCUGGUCUGACAAAAUUCCAUCUACUGUAACCCAACAAAAUUUCAGACAGAGUUCCUUCAACUGUAACCCAAUAAAAUUUCAGACAGAGUUCCUUCUACUGUAACCCAAUACGAUUUCAGACAGAGGUCUGUCUACUGUAACCCAAUAGAAUUUCAGACAGAAGUCUGUCUACUGUAACCCAACAAAAUUCCAGACAGAGGUUCGUCAACUGUAACCCAACCAAUUCCAGACAGAGGUCCGUCUACUGUAACCCAAUAAAAUUUUAGACAGAGGUCUGUCUACUGUAACCCAAUAAAAUUUCAGACAGAAGUCUGUCUACUGUAACCCAACAAAAUUCUAGACAGAGGUCCGUCUACUGUAACCCAAUAAAAUUUCAGACAGAGUUCUUUUAACAGUAACCCAAUACAAUUUCAGACAGAGGUCCAUCUAUUGUAACUCAAUAAAAUUGCAGACAGAGAUCUGUCUACUGUAACCCAAUAAAAUUUCAGACAGAAGUCUGUCUACUGUAACCCAACAAAAUUCCAGACAGAGGUUCGUCAACUGUAACCCAACCAAUUCCAGACAGAGGUCCGUCUACUGUAACCCAAUAAAAUUUUAGACAGAGGUCUGUCUACUGUAACCCAAUAAAAUUUCAGACAGAAGUCUGUCUACUGUAACCCAACAAAAUUCUAGACAGAGGUUCGUCAACUGUAACCCAACCAAUUCCAGACAGAGUUCCAUCUACUGUAACCCAAUAAAAUUUCAGACAGAGUUCUUUCAACUGUAACCCAAUAAAAUUUCAGACAGAGGUCCGUCUACUGUAACUCAAUAAAAUUGCAGACAGAGGUCUGUCUACUGUAACCCAAUAAAAUUUCAGACAGAGUUCCUUCAACUGUAACCCAAUACAAUUUCAGACAGAGGUCCAUCUAUUGUAACCCAAUAAAAUUUCAGACAGAGGUCCGUCUACUGUAACUCAAUAAAAUUGCAGACAGAGGUCUGUCUACUGUAACCCAAUAAAAUUUCAGACAGAAGUCUGUCUACUGUAACCCAACAAAAUUCCAGACAGAGGUUUGUCAACUGUAACCCAACCAAUUCCAUACAGAGGUCCGUCUACUGUAACCCAAUAAAAUUUUAGACAGAGGUCUGUCUACUGUAACCCAACAAAAUUCUAGACAGAGGUUCGUCAACUGUAACCCAACCAAUUCCAGACAGAGUUCCAUCUACUGUAACCCAAUAAAAUUUCAGACAGAGUUCUUUCAACUGUAACCCAAUAAAAUUUCAGACAGAGGUCCGUCUACUGUAACUCAAUAAAAUUGCAGACAGAGGUCUGUCUACUGUAACCCAAUAAAAUUUCAGACAGAAGUCUGUCUACUGUAACCCAACAAAAUUCCAGACAGAGGUUCGUCAUCUGUAACCCAACCAAUUCCAGACAGAGGUCCGUCUACUGUAACCCAAUAAAAUUUUAGACAGAGGUCUGUCUACUGUAACCCAAUAAAAUUUCAGACAGAAGUCUGUCUACUGUAACCCAACAAAAUUUCAGACAGAGUUCCUUCAACUGUAACCCAACAAAAUUUCAGACAGAGUUCCUUCAACUGUAACCCAAUAAAAUUUCAGACAGAGUUCCUUCAACUGUAACCCAAUACAAUUUCAGACAGAGUUCCUUCAACUGUAACCCAUCAAAAUUCCAGACAGAGUUCCGUCAACUGUAACCCAAUAAAAUUUCAGACAGAGGUCCGUCUACUGUACCCCAAUAAAAUUCCAGAUAGUGGUCCGUCUACUGUAACCCAACAAAAUUCCAGACAGAGUUCCGUCAACUGUAACCCAACACAAUUCGAGACAGAGGUCUGUCAACUGUAACCCAACACAAUUCGAGACAGAGGUCUGUCAACUGUAACCUAACACAAUUCCGGACAGAGGUCUGUCAACUGUAACCUGACAGAAUUCUGUGAACUGUAACCCAACAAAAUUCCAGACAGACUUCCUUCAACUGUAGCCAGACGGGUGUUCUGUCAAGUGUAGCUAGACAAAAGCCCAUUAACUGUAGCCAGACAUUAAAUUUGUAAUUAUUGAUCACUUGACUAAGGCAAGUGUUUUCACAAAUUAAAAAGUGCCAUUUGGAGCAGUAGAGUCGGCAAGAGCCUGUACAAAAAUAAAAACAAUAUUGAGCUGGAGGCAGUGUGUGCGUGUAUGUAAAAUGCACAUGCAGCACUGUGUGUAUGUGUGGGUGUUUUUUCACUUAUCUAACCAUGGUUUAUAGGGCUUCUUUGGGUUUUUCUCAACUGACAGAGGCAUUGCAACUACAAUAAGUUCAACCACAGUAGUGUGGAUAUCUUCCUGGUGCUGAUGGUAAAGUAUGAGGAAAACAUUUCAGAGUAGGUGGAUCAUACGAGAGCAGUGCUCCUGGGUUGUGAACUGGUAAUAAUAUCUGUCUCGAGAUGAUGCACUAUAGCGGCACAGUCAAGAGCAAUCUGCUCUUGACAGAUCUCUUGGCAGAUUAAAUCUGCCAUCAUUUAAUUUUAUGGUCUUAAGUAACUUGCUCUCAGCUCCCUCCCUGUUCUUUAAUUCUAUAAUUCUGAUAUUUCUUAAAGAGUCCAUAUCAAACAUUAGUCUUGAUUUUUUUUAUUCUGUGUUAAAAUGGUAGCUUUAUAUACAUACAUUUAUACAUUUAUUUAUACAUAUACAUACAUUUCAGAAUUACAUUUUCAGAUAAAAAAAAAAACAAAACAUAAAGCCACAAACAAGAUUGCAAGUUAAUGCUUUGUAAUUGGUAGUUGUGCGAUUGGUUCAGUCGGAGAGAAUUUAAUUUAUGUAAUCGGAUUUUCACAGCACAUUUUACACCUUACAAGUACAUUACAAUUAAAUAUUUUAAAUGUUUUAAAUGGCAUGUAAAAGUAGUUCACAUAUACCAGUACACCCUUGAGAUUAAACUGUUUAUGAUAUGGGCCCUUUAAGCUUUUGGAGGAUUAAAUUGCUUACUAUUAUAUUUUAUAGCUUUAACAGAAUUAGAGCUGUUCCUGUUGAUUUUAUUAGUAAUAAAGUAAUUGGCAGACUCUACAAGUUAGUUGCCCAGUUAAUUUAAUGGUUUAAAAAAAGACUUUUUUUUUUUUUUUUGACGUAACACUUUCUGGUACAUACAUAAUUUAAAAAGAGUAUUCAUGGUGUCAAUCACAGCUGAUUAAUAAACCUUUUUCAAAACUAAUCAGAUGCAUUUUAUUAAUCGUGACUGCCCUAUGCAGACUUUUCUUUAGAUAUUUAAGUAUCUGUUGACCCCAAACACUAACCCUGUGAAAGAUUUGAAUCUGAAAAGGUUGGUAGAUGAGUGAGCAUUGAAGCAGAGCCGUUGAGUGAGAACAGGGGCAGAGCUGUGAUAGGUGUUUAAUGGCUGUGGCUUUGUGUCGAAAUACACAUGCUCUGCAUUCACUCCCUGUUUCUGUCUGUUCCAGCCGUUCCAGGUCCCCCAGCCAGAAAAACAGCCCAGCCCCAGACGAAGACCUGGAGAAGAACCUCUAACUCAAUCACUUAACUUCCAUACUUACUUAUCUUACUUAGUUUCCUACCCCAUAUGAAGGUGUAUCUUAAAUUUGUUGGUGUUUAAUUUUGUUGUUAAGUUUUGUUCAAUCAGUUUUUGUUGUUGCUUUUGUUUAUCCCAACAUAUUUCCACAGUUUAUCCUGAAAAUAAUAGGGUAGUUCUGGCUCUUAUACAUGUGUGUAUUUUUCUUUCUUACAUAGUAAACGGAAAGAAAUGAUAGAUGGUCUAAAAGGGCUGUUUUUGUUGUUUUGUUUCCCCCUCUCACCCCUGAUUGGUGUGUAGAUGUACACUGGAAAUGAAGAAAUUAAUAAAGAGUUUGCAGCAUGA